AUGGAUUAUCGGAGACUCACCACACAGGAUCAGGCGCACCUUGGACUUCCUCUUAAUGGGCCUGGACGUUUUUUAGCUCUUUACACCCUUAUUCCAGGUUGCACCCCUCCAGAGAUUAGGAGGUUUUUGGUUCCUAAAACAAGUAUUGAGAAUGUGAAUGCUGUACAACCGGAAGCCAAAGUAGAAGAAACACAACCUAAUGUGGAAAAUGAGUUUAAUCCAAAUGAGAUUGUGCGUGAUCCAGGAUGUAGAAAACAAAUUCAUAUGUAUGCUUCGGAUAUUCAAAACCAAGUGAGGAGACCAUAUAUAUUAAAGGGUCCAACGCAACCAGAUUUAGCAAUAUUUCCUCGUACUCAAUUUGGGAAGUAUUCAAGAGCAUUUUGUAAAGCAUGGUAUAAGAAUUAUAGAUGGAUUGAAUACAGUGAGCCGAAGAAUGCAACUUAUUGUUUCUAUAUUUUUCUCUUUAAGUCGUCCGAGAGGGCCGAACACUUUGGUUAUGAAGUCUUCAACAAAGACUAA
Molecule: messenger RNA, 519 nt
Organism: Vicia villosa (hairy vetch)
Lineage: Eukaryota; Viridiplantae; Streptophyta; Magnoliopsida; Fabales; Fabaceae
Exons: 2
Coding region: 1-519 (172 amino acids)
Source: RefSeq, a predicted model, not a curated record